AUGCCACGGACAGCGUCAUACUACGCGGAAGCAAGCGGAGGACGACAGAGUAAGGCAACAGAGUUCUUCAACAAGCAAGCAGGCACAUCUGGAGGGCGUGGUGUGGCCAAAGAUGCUCUUGGUGGCGGAGCCGAGGCCGGAAUGUGGACGGGAGCGGCGGGCGGGCGGACGCCGACCAAGUCGCGGAGUGUGGCGCCAAGAGGCGACACGGUCCGGGACGAGCUGCGGAGGGCAAGCAAGGCGAGGCUCGGGAGCGGCAGCGGAGGAGGAGGAGAGAGUACGGGUGGCUCGCUCAAGCUCGCGGAGCUUAUGGAGGGCGACGAGGACAUUGCUAGGGUGGUCAAGGCCGACGCGGUGUACGACAACCUGACGACCGACGAGUCGGCCAUCAUCGAUGCGCGGGUGGCUCGUCAGCGGCAUGCGUACAAAGAGUUCGAGAAGCGGGAAAAGGCGCUGAAGAACACCCGCGUCCGGCACAUCCACCCGCACCUAACGGCGGCAGAGGUCGAGAUCGCGUUGGUGCAGACCGACGGCGACGAGGCCGAGGCUACGACCCGGCUCCUCGAUCCAGUGUUUGUGGCCCAGGUCCGGCACGUCAUUGCCGACGCAUCGACAGUGUCGGAGCGGUCGGCCAUUGCGGCGUACUACGAGUCGGUCCUCGCCACCGCGGCGCUCAAGAUGGCGGUGCCCGGCGCGCUGAAGGCUGGGCGCGAGGCCGCGGCCAAGGAGGCCGAGGCCGCGGCGGCGAGGAAGGCGGCCAAGGAGGCGGCCAAGGCGCGGGCGGCGCCCAAGCGGACUACCUCCCAAGAGACCAAGGCCAAGACGGCCGAGUACCGGCGGCGGCUCAACCUCGACGCCGCGCUGGCGCAGGGCAACACCGAGGGGUGGUCGGCGGCGCGGGUCCACGCGUACGAGCAGAUCGGAACGAACCCCAACGCGUACUACUACCGGUUCAACGCACCCGGCGAGAAGCAAGGCCGCGGCAAGUUUUCGGCCGAGGAGCACGCACUGUUCAUGGCGCGCCUCGCCGAGGUCGGCGCCGCGGGCCAGUGGGGCAUCUUCGCCAUGGGCAUUCCUGGCCGGGUCGGCUAUCAGUGCGCCAACUACUACCGCCAGCUCAUCGAGCGCGGCAUCGUGUCGGACCCAGACUACGAAAUUGACGACCUCGGCAAGGCGCACUACAUCUCCAAGGGCAAGCGACUCAUCCACUCGGCCAAGCGCAAGCGCAAGGUCGAGGCCAUGGGCAUGGACCCCGAGUCGCAGGCCGCGCGCGCCAUCAUCGAGGGUCGUGCUCCGCCCAUCACCGAAGCCCGCCGCGACGCCAAGCGGCGCAAGCUACUCGAGGCUGCGCCAGCCGGCGAGACCCUCGGCCCGGCGCUCAACACCGCGGUCAUCACGGUCACGUCGUCGCGCAAAAAGACUUCGGGCACGCGGCAGUCGGCCGAGGUCCUUGCUCGCGUGGCUCAAGCCAAGGCGACCAAGGCUGAGGCCAAGCGGCUGGCCCGCGCCGCCAAGGCCGCCGAGGCUGCACAGAAGCGCGCAGCCCGGGCAGCAGCCAAGGCGGCCCGCGACAAGGCCCGUGCCGAGGCCAAGGCCCGUGCGGCCGCCGAGCGGGCGGCGGCCAAGGCGGCCAAGGCAGCAGCCAAGGCGGCGGCGGCUGCCGCACGCAAGUCGUCGUCGGCCCGUCGCCGCCACCGACGCAAGGAUGAGGACGACGACCCCGAGUCGUUUGUGUGGAAGCCUAGCACCGGAUACUACUCGACCAAGCGGCUCCGCGGGCUCAACCCGGACACGCCGACCGAGCAGCUCGGCAACCCGCUGCCGGGCGUCCGCGACCCGGUGACGCUCGAGGAGGUCGAGUCGCCUGCCAUGUCGCCGUUUGGACACGUCAUGUCGCACUCGACCUGGCGCAUGUGCCUCGCUGAGAAGCCCAAGUGCCCGUUCACUAACGCCCCGCUCACCCUCAAGGAUCUUGUUGUCCUCACCCACGCCAACAUCGAGGAGUUCCGCCCACGCAUCGUCAACCUCUAGCUGCCUCCCGACCACGCUUCACCGGCCCAUCAUCCCGCCCAUCAUUCCACCCAUCAUCAUGGCCAUGAUCUGCGACCGCAUCUCCGCCGCCGCCGCCGCCACUUCCUCGCGCACAAUGCUCCGGAUGGCUGCCUCCUGCUCUUGUGUGAACGCCCCGCCGCCUACCGGCGCGGACACUGCCGGAGGCAUGAUCGGCCCACUGCUCGCCGCUGGCGGAACCGGCUGCGGCACGCGCCCGACAACCGCUUCCUGCUGCUCAACCAUGCUGCGAAAGGCCUGCGCUUGCGCGCUCAGCUCGACACCAUCGAGCAGGUGCGCAACAGCUGCACGGUCGACACCACCCGAAACAGGCUGCGGUGCUGCAGAGCCUGCCGUCACCGUCUCUACCGCCAGGGCGUCGACCGCACACAGCGACUUGAUCCGCCGCCCCGCAAUCGU
This is a messenger RNA of Thecamonas trahens ATCC 50062, 2469 nucleotides long. RefSeq lists its product as uncharacterized. The record is from RefSeq and is a predicted model, not a curated record. The transcript has a single exon. Lineage: Eukaryota; Apusomonadida; Apusomonadidae. Bases 1 to 2031 code for a protein of 676 amino acids.